AUGGGGAACGCCGCGUGCGCGCCUCACUCCGCCUCCGCCAAGGUCAUCAACGACGCCGGCGACGUCGAGGAGUACGUCGGCCGCCACCCGGUGCGGGCAGGAGAAGUCAUGGUGGAGCACCCAGGGCAGUUCGUGUGCGACUUAAGGCGCCUAGGGGUGGGGUACCGGGUUCCAGGGCUGGCGGCGGACGAGGAGCUGGAAAGGCGGCGCCUUUACUUCCUUCUGCCGAUGGACAUGCUUUUCUCGGUGCUCACCGAGGAGGAGAUGGAGGCGCUCGCGAGCCUGGCGGCGGCGGCGGUGACGAAGAGGGGAACAGGGGUGGUUGCGAAGAGCUACAUUGGGCGGAGGAUCUCUCCUGUAUUGAGUGAAUUCUGCUUGAUACCGGCGGAAGCAAAGCAGGUUAGGAAUGAAAACCCCGAGAGGACCAAGAGACCGUCGCGGCAGGGUUCGUGGAAACCGGCGUUGGACACCAUUGAAGAGGUUCCACGAACAAAUUAA
Messenger RNA from Zingiber officinale, 498 nucleotides. RefSeq lists its product as uncharacterized. NCBI's taxonomy places the organism in Eukaryota, Viridiplantae, Streptophyta, Magnoliopsida, Zingiberales, Zingiberaceae. The record is from RefSeq and is a predicted model, not a curated record. The transcript has a single exon. The coding region runs from base 1 to 498 and encodes 165 amino acids.